Engraulis encrasicolus (European anchovy) is the source of this 7876-nucleotide messenger RNA. RefSeq names its product otogelin-like (gene otogl). Gene Ontology annotation, molecular function: alpha-L-arabinofuranosidase activity. Gene Ontology annotation, cellular component: extracellular matrix. The record is from RefSeq and is a predicted model, not a curated record. NCBI's taxonomy places the organism in Eukaryota, Metazoa, Chordata, Actinopteri, Clupeiformes, Engraulidae. Gene Ontology annotation, biological process: L-arabinose metabolic process. The transcript is spliced from 59 exons. Bases 88 to 7773 code for a protein of 2561 amino acids.
CUAUACCUUGGCCUUCCUUUUGGACGCUCGACGGAAAAUGCCGUCCUGAUUUCGCAGCGUGAGCGCCGUGUCAGACUGGACCCUGAGAUGACCAGGCAGGGGACGGGGGCUGCGCUCUCUGCACCGUUGCCUCUCCUCCUCCUCCUCCUGCAGCUGACUCUUCUUCAGGGAAUUCACUGUCAGUUGUUAAAGCGUCAGACCAGACAAGACAGGGUUAAUGCGCUGCGGCAGAAACGAGAUCUCUUCCGCGAGGAGACAUUUAGCGCAGUCCUGUCUGAAUCUGCCCUUCCUCGCGCUGUCCUGCACAACUACACAGCCCGAGAUGCAUCGUCAGAGUACUGUGGUUGUCUUAAUGGGGGCUGGUGUCAGGAGAGUGGUCGCUGUGACUGUGCUCAGUUCCAGGCUAUGGGAGAUCGUUGUCAGAUCAUACCUAACGUGGGUAAAGAUCGCGACGGCAUCUGCCGCUCGUGGGGCCAGCAUCACUAUGAGACGUUUGAUGGGAUGUACUACUACUUCCCCGGCUCCUGCUCCUACAUACUGGCCAAAGACUGCCACUCGCCUGAGCCUCAAUACACCAUCUGGGUCCACAACAGUCGUUCGUGUGAGGGCUCUGUGUACUCCUGCCCCCGAGCCCUCAGCCUGUUCUUCCCUAACGAGGAUGAGAUCCACAUCCGGGGAUACCAGGUCCACAAGGGAGGAGUCAGACUGAGCCUGCCGCAGACGGUGCGUAACGUCUUCAUCGAGCGGCUGGCUGACUACAUCCUGGUGAAGAGCACGUUUGGCUUCUCCCUGGCCUGGGACGGCAGUUCCGGAGUCUACCUCAAAAUGACAGAGGCCCACAAAGGUCGUCCUUGUGGACUGUGCGGGAACUACAAUGACGAGGGAUCGGAUGAUCUGAGCAACAGCAGGGGUCUACAGGUGGACAGCCUGGCUGAGUUUGGGAACAGCUGGGCAGUGGAUCUGCCUCAUGAGUCGCCCUGUGAGGAUGUGGACGAUGACUUCCAUGGACCCUGCCAGUCAGAGUCUGAGAUGGAUGACGCCAUUGAGAAAUGCAGCGCUCUCCUGUUCUUUCCUUUCAUCUCGUGCCAUGAAAACAUCGACCCCAACCCAUUUGUGGCCAGCUGCGUUUCCGACCUAUGUGUGUCGGACGACGAGGAGACGUUUUGCCGGACACUGGUGGAGUACACGAGGGCCUGCUCCCACGUGGGAUAUCCUGUACGAGAGUGGCGGGACAGCUUCCCCACCUGUGCUGAUGGCUGCGAGGAGAGCUUCGUUCACAGGGACUGUAUUAGCUGCUGCCCGCCAACCUGCACCUUUGAGAAGGAGUGUCUGGGCACCAACCUGCACUGUCUGGACGGCUGCUACUGCCCAGACGGCAUGAUCCUCCAGAAUGGCACGUGUAUCGCAGUGUCCCAGUGCCCGUGUGUGUAUCACGGCACUCCUUAUCCUCUAGGCCACGUGCUGGAGCAGGGCUGUAGUGUGUGUGUGUGUAUGGGAGGAGUGUGGAACUGCACAGAACACAACUGCACAGGUGAGUGUUCUGUGAUGGGGGACACCCACGUCACCACGUUUGACGGCCGCAUGUUUGUCCACACGGGUACCUGCCAAUACGUCCUGGUCAAGAGCAAAGGGAAUACCAAGUUCUCCCUUACACUACAACACACCGCCUGUGGAGAGGAGCAGUCGUGUGUGCACUCGGUGACCCUGGUGGUGGAUGAGGACAUGAGUAGGCAGGUGACCCUGACCAGGGAGGGGGAGGUGCUGGUGGGGGCCGGGGUGGUGGCCAACCUGCCCUAUGUGGACGAGGUGGUGGAGGUGCGUCGUCUGACCACAGUCUUCACCCAGCUGCGUGCGUCGCUGGGCCUCAGGAUGCAGUACGAGACACGGGCCGGCCGCCUCUACCUGCAGCUGGACCACACCUGGAGGGGCAACACCCUCGGCCUCUGUGGAACCUUCAACGGGAACCUGCGAGACGACUUCCUUUCUCCUGCAGGCAUGAUUGAGGGCACGCCCCAGCUGCAUGUGAACGCGUGGAGGGUCUCAUCAGCCUGCAGCAGCCCUGUCAACGUCCCCAUCAUAGACCCCUGUGAGAUGAACCAGCAGAAUGGUUUCUAUGCCAGUAUGUGUGACGUGCUGACCGACUCCUUGUUCUCGGCGUGCCACGCCUACGUCAGCCCAACUGUCUACCAGCAGCAGUGCCGCUACCAGGCCUGUCGCUGUGGCAACCCCUGCCUCUGCUCCGCCCUGGCACACUACGCCUACGUCUGCGGGCAGCACAACGUCACCAUCAACUUCAGGGCACACGUGUCCGAGUGCAGUGUGCUAUGUCUGGGAGGGAUGAUGUACCAGCAGUGCACGUCAUCAUGUGGCCACACGUGUGAGUCUCUGAGCCGGGCGGAGGUGUGUAACGGGGACUGUGCUGAGGGCUGCAGUUGCGGCGAGGGGAGCUACUAUGACAGCGUCAGGCAACGCUGCGUACAACAGUCUCAGUGCCAUUGUUACUUCAUGGGGUCCAUCUACCAGCCAGGAGAGGUGUCCUUUAGUGCCUCAGGACCUUGCCUGUGCAGGAAUGGCCACAUGGAGUGUGUCCCUGAGGAGAGAGAGCCGGAGCAUGGGGACUGUCCCAAUGGGAAGGUGUACCACAGCUGCAGGGAGGGGGCUGCAGGUGCAGGUGCAGGCACAGGUGGCUCUCGACUGGGCGUGGCCUGUGAACUCACCUGCCGAAACCUGAUGCUCAACAUCACCUGUCCACCCACAACACCCUGCGUGCCCGGCUGUGGCUGCCCCGCAGGCUUGGUAGGCCAUAAUGGCGAGUGCUACUACCCAGAGAACUGCCCCUGCGCCUGGCUGGGCCUGGAGUACCUGCCUGGGGAGACGGUGGACACACCCUGCUACCGAUGCGUAUGUCACCACGGCUUCUUCAACUGCACCUACUCCCCCUGCCCUGCCGUCUGCACCAUCUACAGCGACCGGCACUACCACACCUUCGACGGCCUCGAGUACGACUACGCCAGCGACUGCCAGGUCUACCUGCUCAAGAGUGUGAGGGGCACGGAGGUGGCCAUCAUGGCCCAGAAUAAGGACUGCUAUGAGAGCGGCAUCGUCUGCAUGAAGUACCUGCAGAUCUUCAUGGGCCUCACCAAGAUCUACUUCAGCGACAACUCAGGCAAACCGAGCUCGUCCACAGUGGUGGGUCGGGGGUUCGAGUUUGAGCUGUGGCGGGCGGGCUACUAUACGGUGGUCCACUUCCCCAACCAAGACCUGACGGUGCUCUGGGACCGCAAGACCACCAUACACAUCAGGGCCGGCCCACACUGGAAGGGUCAGCUGAGUGGUCUGUGUGGUAACUUUGACAUGGAGACAGUGAAUGACAUGACCACCGCUGGCCACAUGGAGGUCAGCAACCCUCAGGCUUUUGGGGACAGCUGGGCCCUGGGACAGUGUGAGAGUGAUUUCCUGGUGAAGAGGCCAUGUGAGGGGGACCUGAGCAGGCAGCCGUAUGCCAAGCGGGAGUGUGGCCUUCUCUACAGUGACGUCUUCGCCCCCUGCCACAACGUGGUGGAUGUGACGUGGUUCUACAGGAACUGCCUGACGGACACGUGCAAUUGCAACCGCGGGGGAGACUGUGAGUGCCUGUGCACCAGCAUCGCUGCAUACGCCCACAAGUGCUGCCAGCAUGGCAUUGCCAUUCACUGGAGAUCACCCACUGUGUGCCCAUAUGACUGUGAAUACUACAACCAAGAGCUUGGGGAGGGACCCUACACGCUCUGGAGCGGUGCGGCCAAUGACUCUGACUGUGUGUUUGGGGCCAACGUGACCAGCGGGGAGGUGUUCCCCCUCCUCCGCACCAGCCUACACACACACCCUCAGCACACCGCCGUCUUCAACUUCAUGAUCACCAAUGGACUGCACAAGGAUCGAGCCUCACGUCUCCCAAUUGUCUCCUUGGAGUCGGCCGAGCGGCCCAACUACUUCCUGAGCGUGACGGAGGGCGGACGAGCGCUGCGAUUGGAGCACUGGACUCCGGGGGCGGAGUUUGCGCUGCAGGCGUCGUUCCUGCACCACCAGGGCCUGUGGCUGCCCAGGAGGUCGUCCUUUGAGCUGCUGGCCCAGAAGGGAACCUUCCUCACCCUCACGCACACCGCAGCACGCCCGCAGAGUUACGACAACACCAUGGCCUUCAAGAGCAGUAGCAGCUUCUCAAUGGAGGAGAGCAGCCUGGUGAUUCCGUACCGGUUGAUGUGUGAGUGGAAGUACCAGCCCUGCUCCAGCCCGUGUGUCAAGACAUGUGGGGACCCUGACGCCACACGCUGCCUCUUCCUGCCCCCUGUGGAGGGCUGCUUUCCACGCUGUCCCAAGAACAUGGUGCUGGAUGAGGCCACCAGGCGCUGUGUCUACAUGGAGGACUGUACCUCUUUGCCCUCUACUCCUACACCCUACAUGUUUGUGACAAGGUCUAACCGCACCACUGCUGCCCCCACCACCUCAACCACCACAACCACCACCCGCCCUCCAUCCACCACCAGGAGGCCGACCACCACCACUCCCCCAGAAACAGGCACUACGCCCAGGGCAGAGCCCGUGACCUCAGCCCGCACCUCCACUUCUACUCCACCAACCACCAGUCCACCGCCAGACACACCCACCACCACUCCAAUCGCCACCACCCAAAUCACCACCACCCACACCACCACACUACCACCUACCACCAGCCUCGGCACCUCUGCUGAAACCACAACCACACCACUGCCCACGACAAUUGCACCUUUCACUACCACGGAGACACCAACUACACCUGCCAUCACCACAGUGCAGACCACCACACAGGAGCCUACCACUACUACUGUUCCCACGACAACCACGGAGAGCACCACGGAAGCGGUGGAGACCACCACCACUGAGGCCACUGUUCCAACCACUGUGCCCUCGCCUACCCAGCCAACCACGGAGCCAGUGACCACUCCCACCUCCACGCCUCCUCCAAUCACCACCAUGCCUGUUACCACGGAAACGACAGUUUCUCCGUUUCUACUUCCCAUGGGACCUUGUACACCACCGUUCUCCGUGCGUGUGGACGAGUGUAGUGAGUACAUCUGCUUCAAUGGGCAGCUGAUGCUCCAUAACGCCUCCCAGCACUGCAGGAACAACGUCAGCCAGCCCUACUGCAACCUGCUGGGCACGCCCAUCAAGAUCAACACAGACCCCUGCUGCCCGCAGUGGAGGUGCCCAUGUCGCUGCUCUAUAAUCUCUGAUCUCCGUGUCAUCACGUUUGAUGGCAAUAAUGUGGCCAUGUACGAUAAUGGGUCCUACAUCCUGGUCCAUCUGCCCCGAGAGAAGAUAGUGGGUCACAUUGAGAAAUGUCCGACCAGCGUGAGUGUGAACUACAUCAGGCGACCGUCUCCCACGGGCGGUACGUCCGGCCUGUGUUUUAAGAAGCUCAACAUCACCACUCACUCCUACAGGAUCAUGAUCAACCGACUGGAUAGAAAGGUGUCGGUGAACCAGAGGACAGCCAGGCUGCCCUUCAGCAGACACAGUCUGCACAUCGACGACACGGGCACCAUGUACGUCAUCCAGACACCAGGGGGCGUCAGCAUUCAGUGGUACCACAGCACCGGCAUCAUGGUGCUGCAGUACACCGCCCCACUCAACACCACCACGGCCACACGAGGCCUCUGUGGCUGCUGUGACGGUAACCCGGCUGACGACCUGCGUCUGCCUAACGGCACGGUGGUGCGCGAGGUGGAGGACAUCCCCACCUUCCUGCAGAGCUGGAUGGUGGCCACCUCGGACGAGACCGACUACUUCCGCCGCGUAGGAGACAACUGCACCACCGGCAACUGCUCCAAGUGCUUCACCAUGCUCCAGCAGAGGCCCUUCCCACAGUGUCACCAUAAGGUUUCUCCAGACCAGUUCUGUGAUAAGAUCUUCGCUGGUGAUCUGCACUAUAAGGACCAUGAGUGUGACUUCCUUGCCGCGUACGUAGCCAUCUGCUACACACACCAGAUCUGCAUCAACUGGAGGAAGAACAACUUUUGCCCCCUGAAGUGCCCGGCGGGUAAGGAGUACCAGCCGUGCGUGAACACGUGUCAGACGCGCACCUGUCUGAACCGCGACUACUACGAGGAGAGCACCUGCUCCUCCAUCCGCGAGGAGUGCGUCUGCAAGAGCGCCACCAUCCUGCACCGGGCCGACUCCGCUUUCUGUGUCACCGAGGAGCGCUGCGCGUGUACGGAUAACGAUGGCGCUCCGCGUGCGGUGGGCGAGGAGUGGAACGGCUCCCUGCGCGGCUGCUGCAUGUUCCGCUGCCUGGAGAACGGCAGCGUGGUGUCUGUGGAGCCGGAGUGCGAGGAGAGCCCAGCGCCCCUCUGUGAGAGGCUGGGGGAGGCCGUGGUGGACGUGCUGGAGGAGGGAGCAUGCUGCCCCAAGAAGAUCUGUGAGUGCAAUAUGACUCAGUGUGUGGGUCAUGUGCCCAGAUGUGAUCACGGCUACAAGCUGCAGGCCGGCUACAGUGACCUCUCCUGCUGCCCAGACUAUCGCUGUGAGUGCGACCCUGAAUUAUGUCCCAGUGUUCCGACCCCUGAGUGUCGAGAGGAUCAGUUCCUGGUGGAGGUGCGACAGGAGCGCAGCUGCUGCUACAGCUUCCUCUGCGUCUGUGAGUCCUGCAUUGACUCGGUCCCAACCUGUAUGACCGGAGAGAUUCUAGCUGUGGACAUGAACACAACAAACCACUGCUGCCCUCAAUACCAAUGUGUGUGUGACAUAAGCGUGUGUCCUGAGCCCACCAUAACCUGUGCACUGGGGACGUCUCUGGUCAGGAAGCCUAUCAGGGGACACUGCUGCCCUGAAUACCACUGUGAAUGCCAGUGUAUGAAUGCCUCACAGCCAUUCUGUCCUGUGGGGGAGGUUCAGGUGGAGGUGACAGACCGCGAGGACAGCAGCGCCUGUGACUGUCCCCAAUACACCUGCAAGAAGGCUGAGGUGUGUUUGUUUCAGGAGAGGACAGUGUUAAGUCCUGGCCAGUCCAUGAUCCAGUACUUCGAGGGGGACCUGUGCUACACCGUCCACUGUCUGCACCAGAGAGAUGCUCAGACCGGCUACUUCGCCAUGGAGAUCUCCACCGUCAACUGCUCAGAGAAGUGUGAGCCGCACCAGAUGUACGUAGCCUCAUCUGACCCCCAUGUGUGCUGCGGCUCCUGCAAGAAUGUCUCGUGUUCCUUCACUGCCGAGAACGGCUCCUCCGAACUAUUCAUGGCUGGUAGCUCGUGGGUGUCUAACUGCACACGCUAUGACUGCAUGGAAACAGCAGUAGGCGCUGUGGUGUUGGCCUCAGGAGUCGUCUGUCCUCCGUUUAACGACUCAGAGUGUAUUCAGAAUGGUGGUGUAGUCCAAACGUAUGUGGAUGGCUGCUGCAAGACAUGUGCUGGAUUGGGUUUGUUACCGUUUACGGUUAGGCCCGUAACUCCCACCGCUAGCACUAACUGUGACACAGGUAAAGAAGAUGGCAAGACAUGUAAGAGAGUUGCCAUCCGAACAACAAUCCGAAAGGAUGAUUGCCGCAGCAACACUCCUGUGACGGUGUACUCCUGUGACGGCAAGUGUCCGUCCGCCACCAUCUUUAACUUCAACAUAAACAGCCACGCGCGCUUCUGCAAGUGCUGCCGAGAGAACGGGCUCCAAAGUCGGGUGGUGCAGCUCUACUGCACGCGCAACGCCACCACUGUGGACUACAACUACCAGGAGCCCAUAGACUGUUCCUGCCAGUGGAACUAGCAGCCGCUAGCUGGACACACUUCCUGCUGCAGAGAUGCUACACAUCUGCUGCCCAAAGCACAACAAAUACACAACAUGCACACAGCUGUGUGCACGAACACAC